This is a messenger RNA of Fusarium subglutinans, 660 nucleotides long. Its product is annotated as STE STE20 YSK kinase. The record is from RefSeq and is a predicted model, not a curated record. The coding region runs from base 1 to 660 and encodes 219 amino acids. NCBI's taxonomy places the organism in Eukaryota, Fungi, Ascomycota, Sordariomycetes, Hypocreales, Nectriaceae. The transcript has 3 exons.
AUGCCUGCCUCGGCAAGCCCCGUGUUUUCUUACGCGUCAGAAUCUUUCCAUGGUGAAGCAGAACUUACAAUGGUACCAACUCGGGCAGACCCAGUCAGCGAAAACGUUUUGGCUCCGACAGCUUCUGAUAAUCGUGCAUCUGCAUUGAGCUUGAUCGAUCUUGACGACAGUCUUCCCACUGGUUUGGGAGUGACAACUCCAGAUAACCGACACACUGCCAGUACACGGCCGUCUACCGCAAAUUCGGACGCUCCUUCAGCAGCUUCGGAUUGGCGUAUGCCUUUUGGCCUUGAGCGUCAUACAUUUGAGCCCAUUUCACAUUCAUCAACUAUCAGGGAGCCGUCUAUCUUUAUUGAGAGUGGCGAAUUCGAUAGCAGCACAAUAGCUCAUACGGACGACGAAUCUAACCAGAAUCUUUUUUUCGAUAUUAACCAAAACUACCAGCAGGACCUCCCAUCUGCCCGUGGGGAGACUACUAGGCAGAGUGAGAUUCCAGCAUUUCCUUUGCCGUUACUUCCGGACCCGCCAGCAGUCGAUGCGAUGCUGGGGAGAGGAUCUGCGGAAGAUGUUAAAGAUGAGUUACUUCGAUUGGUCUUUAGCUUUGAAAACCAUCUUAGUUUAGUAGGCCUGGCUAGGGAGACUUCCUAUACAAGGUGGUAA